This is a messenger RNA of Danaus plexippus (monarch butterfly), 3440 nucleotides long. RefSeq names its product ionotropic receptor 75a-like. The record is from RefSeq and is a predicted model, not a curated record. NCBI's taxonomy places the organism in Eukaryota, Metazoa, Arthropoda, Insecta, Lepidoptera, Nymphalidae. Gene Ontology annotation, molecular function: ligand-gated monoatomic ion channel activity. The coding region runs from base 128 to 3082 and encodes 984 amino acids. The transcript has 19 exons. Gene Ontology annotation, cellular component: membrane.
CCACAUAGAUACCAUCACGAAAGUAAACUUCCCAACCACAAACCAGCUGUUGGAUUUCUUGAAUGCGAGUAGGCGUUACUUCUUCACUAAUACAUGGGGCUAUAAGCAUAACGACACGUGGAGUGGGAUGACAGGAUUCUUGGACAGAGAGGAAGUUGAUAUUGGAGGAUCACCGAUGUUUCUAACUGGCGAGCGACUUUCCGUAGUUGAGUACAUCUCGAGUCCUACUCCGACUCGAUCGAAAUUCGUCUUUCAGCAACCGAAGCUAUCAUAUGAGAAUAAUUUGUUUCUCCUUUCGUUCAAGCGUUCCUUAUGGCUCGGUUCCGUAGUUCUAAUAAGUAUGUUAUUUUUGUUUCUGUUUCUUGUCACAGUAUGGGAAUGGAAAAGGACAUCUAUACACAAGAGAACGAUAAGAACAAGAAACGCAGGAAUCUUGAGACCGAAUGUAGUUGAUGUUGCUUUAUUAAUAUUUGGUGCGACGUGUCAGCAAGGAAGUACAGUUGAAUUGAAAGGGUCAUUAGGUCGCAUGGUAUUAUUUUUACUUUUCAUCAUGUUGACAUUCCUGUACACGUCGUAUUCUGCUAACAUCGUCGCUCUGCUGCAGUCGAGCUCGUCUCAAAUAAGAACCCUGGAGGACUUGCUGCAUUCAAGGAUCAGUUUCGGCGUCCAUGACACCGUGUUCAAUAGAUAUUAUUUUUCGACAGAAACUGAGCCUGUUAGACGAGCGAUAUACGAAAAGAAAGUAGCGCCACCAGGAAGUGCACCACGCUUUAUGACGAUGGAGGAAGGAGUCCAGGAAAUCAGAAAGGGCCUGUUUGCGUUUCAUAUGGAAACUGGUGUUGGAUAUAAGUUCGUUGGAAGAUAUUUCGAAGAAGGUGAGAAAUGUGGCCUAAAAGAGAUCCAGUACUUGCGCGUUAUAGACCCGUGGCUGGCCGUCAGAAAGGAGACUCCGUUCAAAGAAAUGUUCAAAAUUGGUACAAAACGUCUCCAAGAACACGGUCUGCAGCAGCGCGAAAAUCGAUUAUUGUAUGAGAAGAAGCCAAAAUGUACAGGUCGUCAAGCUAACUUCAUAUCCGUCAGUAUGGUCGACUGCUACCCGGCUCUGUUGAUACUAUCGUAUGGAACUCUAAUCUCAAUAUCUGUAUUGUUUGCGGAAAACCUUUAUUAUAACCGUCGCCGUUUAUUACACAGAAUGCAAUCAACAGAACCGCCUGUAUCCAACACACUUCAGUACUCGAAAAUGAAGUACGCGUAUCUGUUUCUUUUAGCGUUCAGCCGAAACGUUUGCUCAGAUGAGAUCAAAAUGAUUGCCGACGUAGUUAAAUCUUAUCAGCAACCGACUAGUAUUUCGCUGAAAGUUUGUUGGAAUACAGCUAAAAAGAAAAAUAUGGUGAAGGAAAUUUAUAAAAUAUAUCCGCCUAAGGCUGUUCAAUUUAUUGAAAUAAAUGAUAACAUUGUAUCCGACUCGCUGACGAAUACUAUUAUUGUUAUGGAUAUGAAAUGUCCGAAGACUUCAGAGUUUUUGAAAAAAGCUAACGUCACACAAAAGUUUCGAAGCGUUUAUCACUGGCUAAUUAUCUACAACUCGGAUAAUGUUGAUAAGAAUAUUCCGUCCGAACUAAACGAUUUAAGCAUUCUGGUUGAUUCAAGUGUCCUUAUCGCGAAUAAAAAUUAUAAUACGUAUUGGUUAUAUUCGAUUUAUAAAUACAUGCCUGAAGGCAACUGGAAGGUAGAGACAUUUGGUACUUGGACUUAUGAAAUGGGUUUAAAGAAAUUGAUAACUAUGAAUAUUCCGAGUUCCCAGAGACGUAGAAAUUUAGAAGGGACGAAAAUUGGAACCUCCAUGGUGGUCAACGAUAAUGAUACACGAAUGGAUAUUUUAAGCAUGAGAAAUUUGAAUACGGAUCAUCUGACGAAGGCCGGUUACAGACAAAUCUUGCCGUUAUACUAUUUCAUGAAUGCCACCCUGAUAACCGUGUUCACGGACACUUGGGGGUAUUUGAGGAACGGUUCCUAUGAUGGUAUGAUCGGUGAGGUGACCCGGGGUACGGCGGAACUGACAGGGACGGUGAUGUUCUUUACAAAACCCCGAACUAAAGUUCUUGAUUUUUUAUCAUUUCCACUACCAUCGUCCGUGAGAUUCGUUUUCCGCCAGCCGUCGUUGUCUUAUCAAAACAAUAUAUUCGUACUGCCUUUCAAACCAACUGUUUGGCUGUGUAUUUUAUGCCUCAUUAUACUUUUGCUCGUCAUUGUAUUUAUUAACGGACGGUGGGAAAAUUUUAAAUGCCACGAUAUUGAUAAGACUCCUCGCUCUCCACAUCUUGAUAUCAGCGAAAUUACUAUGAUGGUCAUAGGAGCUAUCACUCAACAAGGAAGCUUUACGGAAUUCAAAGGAACUCUGGGUAGAGUAGUGAUGUUCCUGAUGUUCUUCGUAUUCCUUUUCUUGCAUACGUCAUAUUCAGCCAACAUAGUUGCUUUACUUCAAUCCAGCUCCAAUGACAUAAAGACAUUGGCUGAUCUGUUAAACUCUAAAUUAGAACUCGGUGCUGAGGACACGCCUUAUAAUAGACAGCAUUUAUCCACCGCUUCCGAACCAAUAAGGAAGGCUAUUUACGAAAAGAAAAUAGCUCCAGCUGGAUCUAAGCCAAAUUUUAUGACUUUGGAAGAAGGAGUGAAGAGAAUUCAGACGAAACCGUUCGCUUUUCACAUGUACCUCGGCGGUGGAUACCGUCUCGUAGAGAAAUAUUUCCUGGAGCACGAGAAGUGCGGACUGCAAGAGAUUCAGUUUAACCACGAGACUAUACCCUGGGUCACGUGCCGUAAGAACUCGCCGUACAAGGAGAUAUUUAAAAUAGGUUUAUUGAGGAAUCAGGAGCACGGUCUGAAUGAUCGCGUCAACCGUUUAAUAUACUCUCGCAAGCCUGUUUGUUCGGUUCACGGAGGUACCUUUGGUUCCGUGAAUAUGACCGACUUCUACCCAGCCCUCCUGAUGCUGGUAUAUGGAAUGAUAGCUUCUCUUCUUCUGUUGGCUAUCGAAUGCUUGGCUUCACAACGCUUAUGUCAUCUUAGAAACAGAAUCUGACUUGCUGAAUUCAUUACUGCUUUUGUUAAUAUUAAAUCGCUUAAUAGUAUUUUCAUCUUAAUAUAAUCUAUACUUACAACUGUACAAUAGGAAAAGUAAUGAUUAAAUUACUGGUAAUAAAUUAAAUCAUUAUCCACCGCUUUUCAUAUAAACAGUGUUCGUAAUAUUAAAGAAUUUUCAUAUAUGUUACACUUACUAAACUGUAAAUGCAAUUUUUCCUAUGGUAACAAUUUUCAAAUAAGAAACCAAUAUAUUACGGGUCAACAUAGAACCAUUUCUAUCGUUAGUCAUUACUUUAGAUCAUGAACUUUUUAUUAGUACGCCACACGUAUAAGAUAAUAAAGUAAUUAUAGCAGUA